This is a messenger RNA of Fusarium redolens, 2238 nucleotides long. RefSeq names its product peptidase C1B, bleomycin hydrolase. The transcript has 3 exons. NCBI's taxonomy places the organism in Eukaryota, Fungi, Ascomycota, Sordariomycetes, Hypocreales, Nectriaceae. Gene Ontology annotation, cellular component: cytoplasm. The record is from RefSeq and is a predicted model, not a curated record. The coding region runs from base 411 to 1925 and encodes 504 amino acids. Gene Ontology annotation, molecular function: cysteine-type aminopeptidase activity. Gene Ontology annotation, biological process: proteolysis; response to toxic substance; L-homocysteine catabolic process.
GGCAAUGUGCUGCCCCCCUGCUAAGAUAGGUACGCGGCCCAUACGUGCCGAUAAUUCUAUCGCUACCCUACAUUUCAACUGCCGUAUUCUGUCUUGUGAAUCAGUGAAGUUUGGGUCUUGUUCAUCGUCCUCCUGGUGAGUGUUUCGUUUAUUAUGUAUAAGAAAGAUUCAUCCAAGCGCUCCGCGUGCUAAUCUUUUCAUGAUGGUCAUGAUGAUUAAAACAUCAGCUCUGAUGGAUGGGUACACAGCCCGACAGCCCGUCAAUCACGCAAGCUCAUGGUUGAUGAGACAGCGCGUGACGAAACUCUGUCACAGGUUUCCCUUAAAACCUUGACAGCGCACGAUUUCUUCUCCUCCACAAACACUCCUCUGAACCAUCAUCUGUUGCAUUCUCGUGUAUACAAGUAACCAUGGGUGCUCAGCCAUCAAAGCCAACACUUCACGAAAAGGCUGUCAUUGAGCGCCUCCGUAGUCUCCAACUCCAGGAGGAUGAUGAAUACGUCGAAAUCAGCAGCGAUGCUGAGAAGGGUGCCAUCGGACCGUUGACUCGAGAAGCUGAAGGUCUACCUGUCCAUGUGCUUGAGUCCUGGCAGUCUGCUAUCCUCAAAGAUCCCAAGAACAAACUUGCUCUCACAGCACUGAGCUCAGCCAACCCGAGACAGGUGCUCACUUCACUGCCGACCGAAAUCGUAGACCAGCAGAUCUAUAAUGUCAAGAUUCCAUUCGAGGGAGACCCGAUCACGAACCAGCGCUCAAGCGGCCGCUGCUGGUUGUUUGCCUCCACAAAUGUGUUCCGAGUUGCCAUCAUGAAGCGAUAUAACCUCGAGAGCUUUGAGCUCUCACAGCAGUAUCUCUUCUUCUGGGAUAAGCUCGAAAAGGCGAACUGGUUCUUGGAGCAGAUCAUCGAUACCGCUGGAGAGGAGCUUGAAGGACGUCUUGUUCAAACUUUACUGGGCGACAUCGUCUCUGAUGGUGGCCAAUGGGACAUGGUGUACAAUCUCGUCGAGAAGUAUGGUCUAGUGCCACAGACUCUCUACCCUGAUACAUGGAAUGCCCAGAGCUCGGGUGUUCUCAAUAGUGUUGUCAAAACCAAGCUUCGCGAAUUCGCACUCAAGCUACGGGGCCUGAUUAACUCUAAGAAUGGCGUCUCAGCUGCCACACUCUCGUCGGCAAAGGACAAAAUGCUUCGUGAGAUUUCUCUCAUCUUGACUCUUCUCCUUGGACCACCACCAAGCCCCGAGGAAACCUUCACUUGGCAGUACAACGACAAGAACGGCAAGUCACAUCAGCUGAAGGCUACACCUAAAGAGUUCUCCAAGAACAUAUAUAGUUCCGAUUUCCGCAUCACUUCUAGCACCAUCGAGAGUAUGAUCUCACUCGUGGACGAUCCUCGUCACGAGCCGCUCUCUCUUCUCUCAGUUUCACGACUUGGUAACAUUGUGGGUGGACGUGGCGUGAGCUACGUUAACGUUGAUAUCGACACCCUUAAGGGGACAUGUAUAAAGAUGCUCAAGGCUGGUCUGCCUAUCUUCUUCGGUAGCGACGUGGGUAAGUUCUCCGACUCUAAGUCGGGCAUUAUGGAUCUCAAUCUCUUCGACUAUGAACUUGGCUUCAACACCAGCUUGCUUGGCAUGAGCAAAGCACAGCGAUUGACAACACAGGAGAGUCAGAUGACACACGCUAUGGUGUUGACUGCAGUUCAUCUGGACGAGGAGACGGGCAAGCCUGUCCGUUGGAGAGUGCAGAACAGUUGGGGCACUGCGGCAGGUGACAAGGGAUGGUUUGUUAUGAGUGAUGCUUGGCUCGACGAGUUUGUUUAUCAGGCUGUUGUAGAUCCUCGCUUCUGCAGCAAGGAGGUUCGCGAUGUGCUCAAGAAGGAAGCCAUUAUCCUCCCACCGUGGGAUCCUAUGGGUGCCCUGGCUUGAGUGAGCGUUCUUGUUACGGAUGUCAAGGCAUUGUUACGGGACUACACCUUGAGACUCCUUAUUGUAUGAGACCGAUGCUUGAUGAGAGAAUGAACAUAGUUUAAGCAUCUCGCCCCCGGCGUCUGUAGCACAGCUUUGUUCCGGGAAGCUUGCCACGGAACCAUUCGUGGGAUGGUUACGGGGUCCUGAAGCGAUGGUAUAUUCAAGUGAUAACAAACUAUAUUACCUGAUAAUAUGGCCAUGGGAGUAUUUAUGGAUAUAGUUUGAUGAUGCUCCUGUUGCACUCCAGUGCCGGCUUCUAGUUAGGACCUGG